GGGAGCGCACAAAUUGCCUAUCAGAUUACGUUCCCCAGCUAUGAUCCUUUACAACGCGCGUUCUAUUUUACGCCACUUAAAACGUAGGCCUAUAUUGUGAAUUAUUUUAUUCGAGCGAUGUUUAUUGGCAUGAUGCAAACUAUUUCGAUUAGGUUGUGAUUCAUUUGGAAUAAGACACGUCGAUGGAUAUAUUGAAAAGCGGUAUGACACUUGUGAUCGCUUCCUGGCUCAGUCUCAGCCCCAUUGGAGUUUCAUGCUAAAUUGUGCAACAGUGAGGGGAAGAACUUGAGAGGAGAGCACCAGACAGGACAACAGAUAAGAUAACAGAAGGUUGGACUGCUUCUCUGACCACCAACUGUGGGACUUCUAAGAGGCUUUAAGGUGAAGUGGUCUCUGUGUUUGGAGAGCUCAGCCAUAGUCCCAGGCAGUGAGUUAAGCCCUACAGGGUGAGGCCACCGCUACCAGCCUGCAGCUAUGGACCUUGAGGAGAGUGGUCCUCCUUCCUCCUCAGUGACCUCGCUGCUCCUCUCACCAUGCUGAACGAUGCUUCCUCUGUCAUCUACAUUGUGCUGGAACUGCUGAUCGCCAUACUAUCCGUGCUGGGCAAUGUGCUGGUCUGCUGGGCCGUCUGCCUCAACAGCAACCUGCAGAACAUCACCAACUUCUUUGUGGUGUCCCUGGCGGUGGCAGACAUUGCUGUGGGAGUGCUGGGUAUCCCCUUCGCCAUCGUCAUUAGCACUGGCUUCUGCUCCAACUUCUAUGGCUGCCUCUUCAUUGCUUGCUUUGUGCUGGUGCUCACCCAGAGCUCCAUCUUCAGCCUGCUGGCCAUCGCCAUAGACCGUUACAUCGCCAUCACGAUACCGCUCAGGUACAAUAGCCUGGUGACAGGCCAGCGUGCCAAGGGGAUCAUUGCUGUCUGCUGGGUGCUGUCCAUCAUCAUCGGCCUGACCCCGAUGUUGGGCUGGAACAAGUCCACUGAGCGCCCCAACAGCACCUGUUCCCCAGGCCUGAUGGAGUGUCUGUUUGAAGAGGUGGUUGUCAUGGACUACAUGGUCUACUUUAACUUCUUCGCCUGUGUGCUGAUGCCUCUGCUGCUCAUGCUGGUCAUCUACCUGCAGAUCUUCAUGGCAGCUCGGCAUCAGCUGAAGCUCAUAGAACUGAAGGCUGUCCACGGGGGGAAGUCCCACUCCACCCUGCAGAAGGAGGUCCAGGCGGCCAAGUCGCUGGCCAUCAUCGUGGGCCUGUUUGCCAUCUGCUGGCUGCCGCUGCACAUCAUCAACUGCUUCACCCUGUUCUGCCCUCAGUGUGCCCGCCCACCCCUCUGGAUAAUAUACGUGGCCAUCAUCCUGUCCCACGGCAACUCUGUGGUCAACCCCUUCAUCUAUGCAUACCGCAUCCGGGAGUUCCGUCACACCUUCAGGAGGAUCAUCCGCCGCCACUUCCUGGGCCUCCACCGCCGGCAGCUGUUUGAGAGUGGCGGCAGCACUCGCACCACCACCCACAACAAGGUCUGUGGCUCAGUGAGGGUUAAGGCCAACUGCCUCAGCUUCGACCUCCACACCGAGCACAACACCUGUAGCUGUGAGAGCCAUGUCACACCUGCAGGGGCCGUUCUGACCUCAGCGCCCAUUCACAACCACCCUCUUUCUGUGAUUAGUUUCCACAAUCACAAUGUGAGCCCCCCUCUGCCACAGCCUCUCAUACAGACCCAGACACAACCCUUAUGUCAUCCCCUGCAGUAUGGGGACCACCAGCAGUCUCCUAAAGGACCGGAGAUGGAAGAGGUAAAGGACAGGCAGGAUCUCUCCCCUGUCCAGGUCAAAUCACUGUUCUAUAAACAUAAAACCUGCUUCACCAAGCUUUCCGGGGUGUCCUGAUGGAUACAGAAUUGGUGCCAGACAUCUACUAAGGAUCCCAUAACACCUGGCCUUCUGUGUGAAAUUACUCAGAUGCUCUUAUUUUUGGGGAGUGAGCUCUGAGUGUAAUGGUAGAUUACUGGGUAGGCAGGCUCACAAGCUGAGGAUCAGAGUUUGGAUGUAUCGCAUGUUAUCUAGAUGGCCUAAUGGAGGCAUUCUAUCAGCAGGGAUUCUAAUAGUGGAGCCGAGCUUCUACACAAAGGCAGCCAUACAAAACAAACUGUAUAUGCACCAUUUCAAUUGGACCUUUCAGCUUCUUGAAGCAAAAAAUUGUUGUAGUUAUUUAUAGCAGAAAUGUGACUUGAAUGGUUCAAUGUGAUUCUGUUUGUGAUGUUUAUUCUCUUGGUCUGCGACGUCAUGUGGUGCUUAGAUCUGAAGCUUCACAAUUGGCUCUUGUUCUUUGCCCUAAAGAAAUAACAUCGACGUGAUUGGAUUACUCUUGUGUAUAUGGGGAUGGCAGGGAUGUUUCAAGCGUGUGAUAAGGGAACCGUACUACUUCAUUGAUUUAGCAUGUUUGUGUCCCAGAUAGAUGGACGUGAUGAGAGUGCAUUUCCUUUAGACGUUCAGGUUUAUGAUCUUGCAAAUGUAUGAAUGCAUCAAAGCUUAAAUCUGCCUCGCUAAGAGUUUUUCAAUGAUAAUGGUUUUAAACUAUUUUGAGGAGGAUCUACUAAUCUACCACUGUGCACUUUCUCUACAUUACACUUCGUUCAACUUGUCUAACUGUCACUUUCUCUACAUUACACUUCUUUCAACUUGUCUAACUGUCACUUUCUCUACAUUACACUUCGUUCAACUUGUCUAACUGUCAGUAGCACGAACCUGUGCAGAUCCUUCAGAUAUCACAGACAAUUAAAUGGUACAAAUAAAUAAUGACAUACACCUUAUAUUUUUCACUAAAAUGACUCUCUCGCAAGUGUUACAUAUCUAUGGCAUUCUGUGCAUUCUCACAUUUCGGAUGCAAUGCAUGCAGCAAUACCUCCUGUCCAAAAAUAAAUAUAUUUUUUAAGUAAA
Messenger RNA from Oncorhynchus tshawytscha (Chinook salmon), 2927 nucleotides. Its product is annotated as adenosine receptor A2b. The transcript is spliced from 3 exons. The record is from RefSeq and is a predicted model, not a curated record. Gene Ontology annotation, molecular function: G protein-coupled adenosine receptor activity. NCBI's taxonomy places the organism in Eukaryota, Metazoa, Chordata, Actinopteri, Salmoniformes, Salmonidae. Gene Ontology annotation, biological process: adenylate cyclase-activating G protein-coupled receptor signaling pathway; G protein-coupled adenosine receptor signaling pathway. Gene Ontology annotation, cellular component: membrane. The coding region runs from base 534 to 1877 and encodes 447 amino acids.